AUGGUCUUGUGCUGCGCAGGGGCCACCAAGGACAUGGGGAAGAUGCUGGGGGGUGAGGAGGAGAAGGACCCCGAUGCGCAGAAGAAGGAGGAAGAGAGGCAGGAGGCUCUGCGCCAGCAGGAGGAGGAGCGGAAAGCCAAGCACGCCCGCAUGGAAGCGGAGCGGGAGAAAGUCCGGCAGCAGAUCCGCGACAAGUGUCUCUGUGCCAGGGUGCGCCCCGUCGCUCCAUGCGUCCUCGUGUCCGCUGCUCACGCUCCCACACCUGUGUCCCCACUGUCCCCAGGGCCACCCAUGGCGCUGAGCCAAGAGCCCCCUACUGUGCUGCCAGGGCCCCUGCUCUGCCCCCUGCAAUAA
Messenger RNA from Egretta garzetta (little egret), 354 nucleotides. RefSeq names its product complexin 2 (gene CPLX2). The record is from RefSeq and is a predicted model, not a curated record. Gene Ontology annotation, molecular function: syntaxin binding. Gene Ontology annotation, biological process: regulation of neurotransmitter secretion; synaptic vesicle exocytosis; neurotransmitter transport. The transcript is spliced from 2 exons. Gene Ontology annotation, cellular component: SNARE complex; terminal bouton. NCBI's taxonomy places the organism in Eukaryota, Metazoa, Chordata, Aves, Pelecaniformes, Ardeidae. The coding region runs from base 1 to 354 and encodes 117 amino acids.